This is a messenger RNA of Hibiscus syriacus, 628 nucleotides long. RefSeq names its product 18.5 kDa class I heat shock protein-like. Gene Ontology annotation, biological process: response to salt stress; protein folding; protein complex oligomerization. NCBI's taxonomy places the organism in Eukaryota, Viridiplantae, Streptophyta, Magnoliopsida, Malvales, Malvaceae. Bases 70 to 513 code for a protein of 147 amino acids. The transcript has a single exon. The record is from RefSeq and is a predicted model, not a curated record.
AGAUGUUUCUUCCUAGAAAUCACUACAAUUCCAGACUCUCCCUUUGCUCCCAAUUAACCCACCGGAACCAUGUCAAUUGUCCCAACCAACGGCCAACAGGGCAGAGUGAGUGAUCCAUUCCCUCUAGACUUAUGGGAUCCAUUCAACGAAUUCGAUGUUUUAAACCCAUUCUCCCAUGGCUUCCCUUUCCCUUCGUUUCUUUCUGGCGGUGGUUUCUCCGAAAUUUUCCCAUCCGUUGGGACUCAACUCAGCUGUAUAGAAACCCCAAGGUCCCAUGUCUACAAAGCCUACCUUCCGGGGGUAAGCAGAGACGAAGUCAUAGUUUUCAUUGACGAUGAUAGGAUGCUCCAGAUAAGCACCGAGAAUGGUAACUUCAUGAGCAGGGUCAAGCUGCCUGAGAGUGCCAGGACGGAUGAGAUUCAGGGUUUUAUGGACAACGGGAUGCUCGUCGUGACCAUCGGAAAGGAUGUUGCACAGAGUCCAAAUGUCAGGGUCGUCGAAAUCACUGAAUGAUGUUUUUACUCUCUUGUUUGUUGUGUUGUUGCUCUGUUGUGUGUGUCGGAAGCUGUUUACCUGGUUUCUUGUACUAUAACUGUGUUUCGGUAGCAAUAAAAGUGCUUUUACUUUG